AUCUCCUCCUCCUAGUUUGAUCGUUAAUCUCUCAAUCCUUUCUUCUCCAAAUUUCUUUAAGCAGAAACCCUCUAGGCCGGAAACUGGAACGAAAACGAAUUUAGUCGCGGAGGUACUUAUCAGUUUCUUUCUCUAUACUUUCAAUUUCAGAGUCUGGAAGGUUUUGACGGUCCAAUCGCAGGCUCUCUUGAUUUGUGUUGUAGCAAUUAGAACGAGGGGUUAUAGGAAGACUUUUUCAGAUUGCGCGUUAGGAUGGCCCAUUUGUUUCAGAUUGUGGGUUUCUGUCUCUCGUCGGUCUAAGUCAAUCAACUUCGGUUGAUUCGCUGACUGUGCGUGCAUUCAUGAGCUCGUACGUAUCCAAUAACCGUAUUAUGCAUUUCGUUGCUGGAUACUGGAUAUUAAGGGUUAGCCUAAUGGUGGUGGAAGUAGUGUUAAUACUGGCUGGAAAUGCUUUUCAUUGUAUGUUUUGUCAAACCCGACAACUGAAUGUUCCCAUAGGUUGUGAAGAACGUUAUCUAUAAUGGAUGGGAAGGAUUUUUGGAGUGCUCGGAUGCCUGCUUCUCUUGUUGGAGAAGCUCGUGCGGUUGGGGUUGAAUGGAGAGCUACAUUGCAGCCAGAAUCACGGGAAAGGAUCGUGAAUGAAAUGUGACUGUAUGCUGAAAAAUUGCUUGGAGGGGUUGUGCAUCUUGAUUGGUCACUGAUUAUGAACACGGAUAAAUUAUGGCAUAGAGUGGAUACAAUAAAGAGGCAUCUACAUUUUUCUGGUCAAGAGGGACUACAACAACUGAAGAAAAUUGCUGAACUAAUUGAGGGAAAGAGCUAUAAUGCAGCAGCUAGUCAGUCUGAUUAUUGGCAUGAGAUAUCUUCGAAGAUGCUCACGUUGAAUAGCAAAUCACAGAACUCAGUACCCAACUCUUCGACGUCCAACUCAGUUUGCACUGGCGAUAAGCCCCCUGAUGCAGAAGUGUUGACAGCAGCGCCUAGUAAGCUCCUCCAAGAGCAGUCGCUUCUUGUACCGCCAGAUAAUCAACUGCAAGCAGAGCAACAGGUGUUAUCUGAAAAUAUGGAGACCACUAUAACUUCUAAUGGAGGUCAAACUCCUACUAGUUUACCGACUUCAUUGCCUCCUGCUUCUGGUACAAAUCAGACUCCAAACAAUGUCACUAGCCAGAAUGCUAACAACAUGCCUAUUGUUACACCAAACACAGUUGGUGGUACUUUGACGGCCCAAGGGGUUCCAUCGAACAUGUUUGGCAAUGCUCAACUACAGCUGAUAGAGCUCCAAAAACAGCUGUUACAGCUUCAACAACAGCUGCUGAUACAGUUACAAGGUCAGCAACAGCUGCAGCCUCAACAAAGUGUUAUGAAUACGACUCAACUCCAUCCAGCUACACAAUCCGGCAUGCAAAAGUCAUCUGUUUCAAUGAUUGGGGCUCCGAUAUCUAGUCUUCCACAGAAUCGGCUAUCCUCUGUCCGACAGUCUAUCAUCAUGGAGCAACUACAACAGCAGCAGACUAACCAUCAAAAUACGUUGGGCCACCUGUUGAUGGUUCAGCAGAAUAACCGUUCUGGUAUCCACCAGCAACAAAUGGUUCCGCAAAGUAAUUUCCCAGGCCUGCAACAACAGAUUCCGCAACAUCAGUUGCUUGGAACUCAGUAUGGUAACUCAAGCAUGCAGAGUAACCUUUCUAGUAACCAUCAGCAACAAUUGGUUCCUCAAAGUCUACAGCAGCAAAUGCUGCAGCAGGGAACUCAAACCGGUAACUCUGGGAUGCAGAGUAACCUUUCUGGUAAAGAUCAGCAACAACCAAUUCCUCUCUCAGGUCUACGGCAGCUAAUGUCGAAGCAACCGCGGCUUGGAACCAUGUCUGGUAUCUCAAGUAUGCAGAGUAACCUUUCUGCAUCACUAGAUUCUACAGCACAAACUGGUCAUGCAAACGGAGGUGGUUGGCAAGAGGAAGUCUAUCAAAAGAUCCAAACCAUGAAGGAAAUGUACUUACCCGAGUUAAAUGAAAUGUACAAGCAAUAUGAUGCAAAAUUACAGCAGCAUUGCGAUUCACCUGUGCUCAAGGCGAAGCUGGAGCGCAUGAUAUCUUUCUUACAAGUAUCGAAGGACAGCCUCUUGCUCAGUUACAAGGACUGUCUUGAUUCCUACGAGGAAGAGAUGGCAACUCUCCUGAAUUUGUAUAGGCCCAGCAAGCGUAUGCGACAGCUUCCCUCUCCUGACGUGCAAAAAAUGUCACCGCUGUAUCAGAUCGAUGAUGCUAAGGAGAUGAAACCCGACAUUUCUUCUCUUCCAAAUGCCGACGAUGUUGUGUCAUCUGUUGAACAAGCAUGGUAAUGCUGUGGCAAGUAGGGACACUGGGAGUUGCAGAACUCGGGGUAGUUAAAGCGAUUAGUAAAACAAGAAACAGUUGUUCUCUACUUCAUGAAGCAACAAUAAUGUUGCAAUUAUUUUUAGUCGGCCAGUGUUUUUUACUUUUAUUUUGUGACCACGUCAGUAAAGGUAUGUAUGUAUGUUUUGAUCUUGUAUAUGAGAAAAUAAAAAUUGUUGC
Linum tenue is the source of this 2555-nucleotide messenger RNA. The record is from the annotation of a GenBank genome assembly. NCBI's taxonomy places the organism in Eukaryota, Viridiplantae, Streptophyta, Magnoliopsida, Malpighiales, Linaceae.